AUGAAGGCAUCUGUGUCUAGCUCCCUAUUGCGACCAAUAUGCCGCCCAAGGUCGAGCAUAUCAAGAUGCAGACCGCUUGAUCGGCGGCCCUUCUCCGGAGCAAGCUUUCCCGGAACAUCAGGUCUAGGAAGACCAUCACAACCGACCGGAUGGGCACCAGUACCAUACGUGACGGAGACAAUUGGAGGAGGCUGGCUCACAUCGGAUAUCUUCUCAAGAUUAUUGAAAGAGCGCAUUGUUUGCUUGAAUGGCGAAGUCAACGAUGCGGUAUCGGCAUCCACUGUGGCCCAGCUGCUAUUUCUGGAAGCGGAGAACCCGGAUAAGCCGAUAAACCUAUAUAUCAACUCCCCUGGAGGAUCAGUCACAGCAGGACUCGCAAUAUAUGACACGAUGACAUACAUCCGCUCCCCCAUCCGGACGAUCUGCAUCGGCAGCGCAUACAGCAUGGGCUCCCUUCUCCUCUGCGGCGGCAGCCCCAAUCAGCGGUUCAUCCUUCCACACGCAUCCGUCAUGAUACACCAGCCAUCCGGCGGCUAUUUCGGACAAGCAUCAGACAUCGCAAUCCAUGCGAAGGAGAUCCUGCGGGUACGGAAACAACUCAACGAGAUAUACGUGCGACACAUGGAAGCAGCGGGGAAAAUCAGGACACUGGAAGAGGUGGAGAAGCUGAUGGAACGGGAUUACUUCAUGAGUGCGAAGGAGGCGGUUGAACUGGGCCUCGUGGACAGCGUACUGGAGAGGAGGGACGAGAAGAAGGAGGGGGGGAAAUUAUGA
Molecule: messenger RNA, 774 nt
Organism: Eremomyces bilateralis CBS 781.70
Lineage: Eukaryota; Fungi; Ascomycota; Dothideomycetes; Eremomycetales; Eremomycetaceae
Product: ATP-dependent Clp protease proteolytic subunit
Exons: 4
Coding region: 1-774 (257 amino acids)
Biological process (GO): protein quality control for misfolded or incompletely synthesized proteins
Cellular component (GO): endopeptidase Clp complex
Molecular function (GO): ATPase binding; ATP-dependent peptidase activity; serine-type endopeptidase activity
Source: RefSeq, a predicted model, not a curated record